CCAUGAAAAUAGAUCGAACAUAUCUUUCUCCCAACAUCUUUGUCCUGUUCUCCUCUGUUUUCAUCUUCACACACUAUUACACACACACACAUUUCAGAUCUCUUUUUCUGCAAGAGUCAUUUGGCAAUCUCCAAAUCUUGAACGAAGAUGGGUGGUACCGGAAUAGCGAGAACCAUUAUUGGAAUUAUCGGAAAUGUCAUUUCUGCUUGCCUCUUUCUAUCACCUAUACCAACAAUCAGAAAAGUAGUCAAAGCCAAAUCGGUGCAAGAAUACAAACCAGAUCCAUAUGUGGCGACAGUACUCAACUGCGCGAUGUGGUCUUUCUAUGGAAUGCCAUUCGUAAGUCCAGAUGAUAUUCUGGUCCUCACAAUCAAUGGUGCUGGUCUUGUCCUCGAACUCGCCUAUGUUGGCAUCUUCAUCCUUUACAGCAACUGGGGAUUAAGGAAAAAGAUACUCAUCGCUCUUCUGAUAGAAACCAUUUUCAUGACUGUGGUGGUGCUCAUUACCAUACUAGCCAUCCCCGACACCGAUGGAAGAUCCAUGCUUGUCGGGAUCGUGAGUAUCAUCUUCAACAUUAUUAUGUACACGGCCCCCUUGACUGUCAUGCAACGUGUGAUCAAGACGAAGAGUGUCAAGUACAUGCCCCUCGCUCUGUCGGUUGCCAGUUUUUCGAAUGCAGUGAUCUGGACCAUUUAUGCAUUGCUGAAAUUCGAUCCGUAUCUUCUGGUUCCCAAUGCUUUAGGAGGGAUUUCUGGAGCAGUUCAGCUUAUUCUAUACGCUUGGUUCUAUAGGACAACUAACUGGGAAGAGGAAUACGAAAGAUCAUCUGUUCAAAUGUCUGAAAGCACCCCUUGAUCCAAAUUUGCAUGCUUAUCUAUAUGCAUUAGAUUAUUCAUUCUGUGUUGGAAAUUUGCUGUACUAUCUUGGUUCUUUUGGAUAUUGACAUAAUGAAUCUGGAUUUGUGUGCUCAA
Molecule: messenger RNA, 971 nt
Organism: Daucus carota subsp. sativus
Lineage: Eukaryota; Viridiplantae; Streptophyta; Magnoliopsida; Apiales; Apiaceae
Product: bidirectional sugar transporter SWEET5
Exons: 6
Coding region: 148-855 (235 amino acids)
Biological process (GO): carbohydrate transport
Cellular component (GO): membrane
Molecular function (GO): sugar transmembrane transporter activity
Source: RefSeq, a predicted model, not a curated record